Molecule: messenger RNA, 1855 nt
Organism: Ictalurus punctatus (channel catfish)
Lineage: Eukaryota; Metazoa; Chordata; Actinopteri; Siluriformes; Ictaluridae
Product: killer cell lectin-like receptor subfamily E member 1
Exons: 10
Coding region: 214-1416 (400 amino acids)
Source: RefSeq, a predicted model, not a curated record
AUAGUGGUGAAAGAAAGCGAGAAGUAGUCGUGUGGUGUUAAUGAUGUGUUAGGUUAAAUGUGACGAGGAAGUAUUAAGAAAGCAAGAUAUGGUAUAAGUGUGGACAGGGGCAAAUGCUUUGUGUAUUUCUCUGAGCAGUGAUCCUCCUGUUUUGACUGAAUAAGGGGUUUGGUCAAGAAAACAAAACAAGAUCAGCACAGAACGUGAGAGACCAUGGACGGAGAGAAAAUGACUGAAGUGGAGAUGAAAGAGCUCAUUCCAGCAGAAGUACCAGACAAUAAGGAUGCAGAGAAAGGCAACAUGGAAGGAACAAAAGAACCUGAGAAAAAGGGAGAAAAAGAAGAAAAAAAAGUAGAAGAAAUGAAAGAAGAAAAAAAAGAAGAAGAAAAAAAAGUAGAAGAAAAAAAAGAAGAAAAAAAAGAAGAAGAAAAAAAAGCAAAAGAAAUAAAAGAAGAAGAAACUAAUGUGUACUGCAAACUGAAGAUUCCAACAGAGGAUAUUUAUAAUGUUUCAACGUCUACUUCCACUCCCAAAGGCAAUGAAGAAGCUGAGAAAAAGGCAGACAAAAAAGAAAAAGAAAUAAAAGAAGAAGAAGAAGAAACUAAUUUGUACUGCAAACUGAAGAAUCCAACAGAGGAUAUUUAUAAUGCUUCAACGUCUACUUCCACUCCCAAACGCAAUGAAGCUGAGAAAGAGGAAGUGAAAAAAAAAGAAGAAGAGGAAGACGAAGGAGAAGAAACUAGUGUGUACUGCAAACUGAAGGAUCCAUCAGAAAAUAUUUAUAUGACUACGAUGUCCAGUUCCACUCCAAAACACAAUAAAGAUGUUUACCAGAAAGUUCGUCUGUACAAGAGGAUUUCCGCUGUUUUCAUCAUCUUGACUUUGGUCUUACUGGCUGUGGUUCUUGCUCUGGCUAUGAAGUUAAAUGAAGUUCAGUCCAGCCAGAAGUGUGCAGAUCUCGCUGCUGAAGUGCAGACAAUGUCCAAUUACGCCCAAGUGCAGACAAUGCCUAAUUACCCCCUAAACCAAGGGUAUCGGUGCACUGUGUGUGAGAAGGGCUGGUUGAAGUUUGAGAACUCCUGCUACUUCAUAGCUAGGACGCGUCUAACCUGGCAGCAGAGCAGGGAGGACUGUCAGAAACGAGGCGGAGAGCUGGCUAUCAUUGACAAUGAAGGAUUGCAGAAACGUCUAACUGAGAUAAGGAGCGUGCUAUACUGGAUUGGGCUCCAUUAUUCAGAAAAGCAAUGGAUGUGGAUUAACAAUACUGCACCAACCAAGAGCUACUGGGCCCCUGGCCAGCCACAACCAAACUCUCCAGGCUUCUGUGCACUGAUAAAGGCAGAGAGGUCACAAAUGAACAACUGGAUUUCAAACCGCUGUGGGGUGUUGUCACAGUACAUCUGCAAGAGAGAUUAAAAGUGGAGAAUGAUCAACCUUAACCAUCACAUACAUCGGUUACAUUUGCCUUUAAUAUCAUCAUUUUACUCUUUAACAUAACUUUUACAAAUGCAGUUCAUAAAUGGUAAUAAAUACAGAAUCAGUACAUGAAACAAUCCUGUUCUGUGAUGCACAAUCAAGUAGACAUGCUAUGUAUUUUACAAGACUGAGGAAAUGAGAAUACAAGUGUAUUCAUUGAAAGUGACUCUGUGCUUAUAUUACUCUUAAAUUGUAAUGCUUUUAAAUGCACUGAUACUUUUGCACUAUUUUUUAAAAUAACUUUGCAGAAUGUAUUUUAAAAUAUAUUAUAAAUAUACUGAUAUGUAGCUGACUUUAAAAUAAGUAGUGAGAUGAUGUUUUUUUUUUCUUCAGUGAUUCAAUUUAAAAAAGAAUAAAAUUUCUAAUUUUUCACCACAAA